CGUUCGACUGUCCACAUUUUGUGGGCCGAUUGGGUGACAACUUUUUGACCAACUAGCCCAAAAGUGAAUGCCGUGCUGCAGCUUUUGUAACUCAGGCAGGCGUAUCAACGACUGGCAAGGUCAUUUGUAACCUUAACUAAGCAGAUUUGAAAGCCUCUACGCAUAUCAAAUGUGGGCUGGUUCUUGCAAAGGGCGCUUCGGGCCAGCUUAUUCUGCAGCGUGUAUGCCGUGUGUAUAAAAUGGCCAAUUGCUGUCAGGUAAGGCAUCAGUAGCACAACGGGCCACACCAAGCCAACGAGUAGCAGCUUCUACAAUCCACAAACUACAAACUAAGAGCAAAAAGCGGACAAAUAGUCCUAUACUAAUCACGUCACCCAUCAUGAGACGGAGCGGCCUGUUGAUUGGCGUAUGCCUACUGAUCUGCAAUGUGGCCAAUGCAUCCUUUCUGCGACCCAUCGAGCUCAGCCAAUUGACCAAAUCGGCCAGUCUCCAGCAACAGGAGCAGCAGCAGCAGCUGCGUGACCUGGACAAUGAUGACUCCAGUUUGGAUGAGCCCACGACAAUUUUACCCAACUCUAGUGAGGAUUACGAUAGCCGGCCACAGUAUACAUUUGCCUACGAUGUGCGCGACACGCUGACCGGCGAUGAGAAGCGACAGGAGGAGAAACGUGACGGCGAUUUGGUGAAGGGCCAAUAUUCGCUUGUCGAGCCCGAUGGCACGAGGCGCAUUGUGGACUACACAGCGGAUGAUGCCAGUGGAUUCAAUGCUAUCGUGUCAAAGCAACGCCUCGAUGGGCGACUGAGCACAACGCAAGCGUCUUCCUCGUCUUCAUCCUCCUCCUCCUCCUCUGCCUCUACCUCAUCUCGCUACAAUAGUAUUGAAGAGCUGCAGUCGCGCCUAACAGCUCAAACUAUUGCUGAAGCUCAGGCUCUGGCCGAAGCCCAGCAACAAUCGCAAUUGCAAUUGGAAGCAGAGGCGCGAAUCGAGUCUGAGAACCAAGCUCGUCUCCAGUCUCAGCAGCUCAUGGAGCAGUUCCAGCAGCAAGUGCAGCAAACCGCACAGCUGCGUCAACAGCAAGAGCAACAACGUCUGCAGCAGGAGCAACAGCUGCGCGAGUUGCAGCGUCUGCAGGAGCAGAGAGAACGGGAACAGAGGGAACGGGAACAGAGGGAACGUGAGCAGAAGGAACGUGAGCAGAGGGAACGCGAGCAGAGGGAACGCGAGCAGAGGGAGCGUGAAUUGAGAGAUCGUGAGCAGAGGGAACGUGAGCAGCGCGAGCAGGAGCGUCGUCAGCAACAGGAGCGUCGCCUAAGCCAGAGUCAAAACCAAAAUCAGAAUCGCCUGCUCGAACGUCUGAACAGCCAGCAGCAGACUUUGCUGCUGCCCAACUCAAAUCAGCUGCUGGGUCAAAGUGUCCAGGCCACCGUUGUCUCGCAUCCCCCAACUUUGAUCUCUCGCCUGCCAGCGAUCAACUCAGGCAACCUGCUGCUGACUGGGGAGCGUGACUUGGACGCCUGGCGCCAGCUGCCCAGCUCCCGCCUAAACAUCGAGCGCAACGCGCAGUCCGUGAUCUUGUCCCAGCCGUCCAGUGCCUCGGUGCAGGCUCAACUGAUUGGCUCGCCUUUACUGCUGAGCUCGGCGAAUCUGAACGGAUUGAUUACUACGCGCCUCAAUGGGAAUGCAGCUCGUGCCGGCGCUGCCAUUAGCUGGUCACAGGGACGUCGUCUCGACAAUGAGCUGUGGCAGCAACUGGAUCGCCUCGAGGAGAACGACCUCCGCCGUGCCGAUGAGCAACGUCUGGAGAGCGAAGAGCUGCGUUCCAUCAGCGCGGAGCGCAACAGCAAUCGUCGGGCAAAGUGGUAAAAAAAAAACACCGCCCGAACCGACCCAAAGCCAAACUUCAGCUGAACUCAACGCCUCAACGACCUCAACGAUCAACUGCAACGGAAACUCGAUUAUGUGUAGAACGUAAAUCUUAUGUAUAACUUGUGUUCUGAUAGUCUUACGUGGGAUAUGGUUACUUUCACUAUUCACUCUGAUUUCCUUAACACACAUCUUCGCCAGAAACUAAUCCAAU
Molecule: messenger RNA, 2078 nt
Organism: Drosophila arizonae
Lineage: Eukaryota; Metazoa; Arthropoda; Insecta; Diptera; Drosophilidae
Gene: Crys
Product: Crystallin
Cellular component (GO): extracellular matrix
Source: RefSeq, a predicted model, not a curated record